Pieris macdunnoughi is the source of this 381-nucleotide messenger RNA. NCBI's taxonomy places the organism in Eukaryota, Metazoa, Arthropoda, Insecta, Lepidoptera, Pieridae. The record is from the annotation of a GenBank genome assembly.
AUGGUUCGUAUCUACGCUAUCAAUUGUGAAAUGGUUUAUAAUAAGGUUUCUAGAGUGACCCUCGUGGACGAAAAAUUUAACCGGGUUUUAGAUACGCGCAACAUGCCAGGCUAUGCUGUCCUUCUUUUCAAGGAAAUCAUCAACGAGGAAGACGUGCUUGUGGGAUUUAAUGUUCAGAAAGACCUCCAAGCUUUGGGAUUUUCCCACUCUAAUAUCAAGGACAUGGCGACCCACCCUGCUCUCCUAGAAUCCGGCGAGAUAGAGUUGCUCAAGAAUUUAGCUUUUCAAGAGCUUGGAUUGCACAUUCUUGAAGGAGAUAAGUAUAACUCUGUGUAUUAUGCGAAAGCUGCUAUGGACAUUUACAAAAAAUAUAGCUUUUAA